CAUUUUUAGUUUGUUAGAAAAUCUCUUCAACGGGAAUGAAUUAUUCCAAGAUUAAAAAAAACAUCGGAAGAUUUUCUUUUAUAUGAAAUGCAUGAUCUCUUUACUGACCUAUUUUGACAAAUUGCAGAAUGCUCAUAUAGAACGUGGCUCACGAAAACCCAGUUAUCGCCAUAACGCCAUUGAGCUGUCAGUUUGAUCCGUGGACGGGUGUAAUACAAAUGUGAUAGUUUUACGGAUUUAGUUUUAGAAGUUAUAGUGUCCAGUGAUUCCGAAAUGUCGUCUGGAGAUUUUGGAAACCCUUUAAGAAAGUUUAAACUUGUCUUUUUAGGAGAACAAAGCGUUGGAAAAACGUCUCUAAUUACAAGGUUCAUGUAUGACAGUUUCGACAACACAUACCAGGCAACUAUUGGAAUAGACUUUCUGUCAAAAACCAUGUACUUAGAAGAUAGAACGGUGAGGCUUCAGUUGUGGGAUACAGCAGGCCAAGAACGAUUUAGAAGUUUGAUACCUUCAUAUAUUCGAGACUCAACGGUUGCAGUAGUUGUCUACGAUAUAACAAAUGCGAAUUCAUUCCACCAGACGUCGAAGUGGAUCGAUGACGUGCGGACAGAACGAGGGAGUGAUGUGAUUAUUAUGCUAGUGGGUAACAAAACCGAUUUGUCCGAUAAGCGACAAGUUUCGACUGAAGAAGGUGACCACAAGGCCAAAGAACUCAAUGUGAUGUUCAUAGAGACCAGUGCUAAGGCUGGCUACAAUGUUAAACAGCUAUUUAGACGUGUUGCAGCUGCCCUUCCAGGAAUGGAUUCAACAGAAAAUAAACCACCCGAAGACAUGCAAGAAGUGAUUCUGAAAGAAACAGCCAAUGACGUUGAGAACCAAGACAGCAGUUGCUCUUGCUGAAGGUGGAUGAUGAUCUGAUGUGUCUGGGUGUUAUUGCCACUGGUCAACAAUAACUUGACCUGUUCUGUUGACUCGUCUUCAGUUUGCUAAUCACUAGAUUCUGCAUUCGCAAAACGUUCUAUGUGAAAUAUAUCGUGGAGGGUUGUGGUGCAACAAACUCUUAAUUCAGUUCCAGCAUACUAAUAAUGAUACAUGCUAAUGUCAACAUUCUAAGAACAAUAGAUUAAUAAUUCCAUGCAAUAUUUGUUACUUAAUAUUUUGGUACUCACCUGAUGCAUAUAGUCGUCAGGAUUGAAUGGCUUGUAACCGUUUUUAUAUGAGUAAAAGACAAUAACAUGUUUGAAAUCCUGUUAUCAAACAAUGCAUGAACCACCAAAAUGCAUAAAUGGUUGCUUUUUAUAAUAUUCCCUGUCUCUUAUUUUUUGCAUUCACAAUGUUCUGUAGUUUAUUUUCAAGUUGAGUGUUGAGACUGCAACGCUCACAAAUCAUUCAUUUAGGCUAGACCGAAUUAAUUGAUGGAAUUUUGUAAAACAAUUGUGUCCAAGCUCUUGAAUGAUCAUUUUAGUAUACCUUUAUAAAAGCUUGCGUUUAUAGUUAUGAUUUUUGAAAAAGUAUAUUCAAUCAAGUUUUCUCUAGAAAAAAAUUCUUAGAGUGUAUUCCAGAAAUGAAAUAUUUUCAUAUGUGUACUGUGAUGUAGAGAUCAAUGAUUUAUGACAUUUGAUAUUUUUGUAUUGAUUUAAUUUCUGAAUGCUUUAAAUUUUUAUUGAAAAUCUGGUGCAGCUAGCAGGUUAUUGAAUAGGUUUUGAUUGAUAUUUAGUAUUAUUUAUUUAGUUUAUUGCACCAAUUCACAUUCAAAAUGAGUAUCACUCGUGUUUAGUAAAGGUGAGCAGAAUAAUAGUUUUGUUUAAGUGGCUUUUAUUGAAAUAUUUCUCAAUAUUCCCAAUGCAGUACUUUGAAUAUUGAAUUUAUAACUCAACAGUAUUAUUUUUGUAGCUUUGUAAUGGCCUAAAACUCACCUUAACCAUUGUAAGAUUUUUUCAAGAAUAAAUUACAACAGUCUACACAGUUUUGAAAAUGAUCAAAUUGAGAAUUAUUAUUAGAGUAGACCUUUGUUAGGAACAAGUGUGGGCGGAGCCGGCCAAGUUCAACAAAAUCCAAGUUAACCGCAGAAUGUGAAGGAAUAAUAAGUGAAAGAUCUUUGCCAAAAAACAUCCAUGUCUCCUUUAUUUAGAACUCGCUUUACUUUUGCUUAGUUAUUUAAUGUUCAGUUUGCAGUUAUGCUCACUGUAAUGUACUGAACAGUUGAUUGAACUUCCUUUUUUGGCAACACAGAAGUUGUACUGUUCUGAAAACUAUAAUAUUUAACACAAACAUUAAAAACUUGAUUUUGUUGAAUUGGCGUGUAUAACAACAGUUUUUCUCCAUAUAGGAUCUUGAUUAUCCGUAAUUCCCUGUUAAUGGGAUCUGGAUUUACAAGGCUCUACUUCAUUUAUCUUAUCGCAGAGUUACGCUAUUAAUUUACUAAUAAUAUAGAAAGCUGAACACAUUAUUGAAUACUUAUAGAUUUGUAUAAAUAAUAGAAUUUAUUAUUGAAUUGGAAAUUUACUUGUAAGCCAUUGAACUCUACUUGUUAAAUUUAUUUUUCAAGUGUUAACUACCUAUUACUGGAAAAUAAUAAUUUGGAAUUGUCUCUAUCAUAGGAAUCUGAUUAUUUUUUGUGAAGUUUUAAACAUUCAGGACGAAAUGGAGCUGAAAAUUCCAAUAAGAAUUGGUUUUUUGUUUUCAAGGUGAGCAGUAGGGAUUGAUUCUAUUGAAAGCAUUGGGUGGUUCAUGCUGUAACUUAUGAUAUUAUUUAUGAACUAAUCAAAUUUUCGUAAUCGUAAUCGUUAUAAGUAAUAAUUGUUUUCAAAGCAGCAGAAGCCAUAUUGAAAAUAUUAGCUUUUUGUUUUGAAUGAUUUUUACUCUUACAAUAAAUUGUACUACUUUAUUAAUUUAUUGUCCAAUUGUAAAUAGUUAUUUAUUUAUCAGUCUCACAUUAUUGUUAUAAUGCUGACUGAAGCCUUUAAAUAUAUGUGAUCUUCACUUAUCAUACAUUUGUUACAUCUUUGAUCCUAGCACUUCUUGAGCAUGUUAUUCCAAGCUUAAUAUUCAAUAUUUUAACUCCCUCCCAUUUUUAUGUUUGAAAUUAUCAUUUUACAUUGUGGUGGAGACGUUAGCACCUUGUAUGACGUAAGUAUGGAUCACCAUGAUGCCUCAAUUCAUUGAGAUGUGAUUUUUGUCUGUGUUGGAAUUAUUUGCACUUUUUCACGAUCACGAACAACGUCGAGUAUCGUACAGUAUUAAUGUUUGUACAAAACAACAUCAUGAAAUGCUACUUUCGUUACCGUAGCCUACACGUUACAAAAAACUGGUUAUCCAUGUGGAUCUGAUAAUUUCAAUCAAUUAAAUCCCUUCAAAUUUCCUGAUAUCAGAAAAUGAUCAUUAUCACUCAUUCCUAUUGCAAUAAUUAUUUUUGUUUAACUGAAAAUAAGGUACAAAUUAGUUUGAAAAAUAAUAUUCAAAUUAUAAUACAAUCAAUUUGAAUCAAUUCAAUUAUUUGACAUGACAUUAUUUGAUUUUAUGGUUAUAUGAUCCUUUCGUAUUAUAUGACUAUAUGGUGAAUUGUAUGCUAAAUGUUCCUUGAAAGAACGCUAAAGUGGCUUGAUUUUUUGGAAUAUUUUUUUGGGGCCUUACGUUCCAGCUUUGAUGCUCAUUUACAACAGCUUGACUUGCAAGGUGAAAUUAAACAUGUUGUAGCUAUUUCACAUGGUAGGCCUACUUAUAUUUUUAGAGAUUGUUGAAAAGUUUAUUUAAUAACUUGAUCAAAAUGUUAUUGGUAGCUCAUUCUAUUAUCCUUGGAAGGUUUAGGUGUCAUGUUCCUAGUGCAAUAGGCCUACAUGGAUUCUCUAUGCCUAUUGAAAGUAAAUUAAUAAGUGUCUUCUUUAUAUACCGUAUGAAAUGAUUUUAAACUCUAGAUAACGUAUUACAGUACUUAUAAGAUAAUUUCUGGUAACAGAAAUCUUAUUAAUAAAUAGAACUAGAUAAUUAUUACUUGUAUUGUGGAAAUUAAUUUCAAAAACAUUCCUUAAAAUAUAUAUUUGAAGAAUAUUUUUUAUAUUGUUAUUCAGGUUUCAAUUUAUAUUUAUAAUUGAUUUAAGAAUUGGUCUAGGGCCAUACUUUAAUACUUUAUCCAUGAUCAAAAAUUAUAAUUUCUAACUGAAGUUUAAAACGUGGAUUGUUGUGAUCUAAAACGCUAUUAUUUUACCAAAUAUUAAUUAAUAGGCAUUUUUACUGAAUACAUUGUAUGCUGAUGAAACAAUUUUUAUUACUGUGAGUCAAUUACAACAGAAGCAUGAAAUUUAAAACUGAAGAUCUGUAUUAGUUUUCAUAAAGAUAUAAGCUCUAUCUGAGUUUUUUUUAAAUAAUAUCCUUAUACAUAAUAAACAAAAGAAAGUGC
This is a messenger RNA of Nilaparvata lugens (brown planthopper), 4396 nucleotides long. RefSeq names its product ras-related protein Rab6 (gene Rab6). The transcript has 7 exons. The record is from RefSeq and is a predicted model, not a curated record. Bases 274 to 900 code for a protein of 208 amino acids. Gene Ontology annotation, molecular function: GTPase activity; GTP binding. NCBI's taxonomy places the organism in Eukaryota, Metazoa, Arthropoda, Insecta, Hemiptera, Delphacidae.